AUGGAUACCACAGGAGCUUCCGACUACGGGGAUCACGUGGUAUUGAGAUAUGGAGGGACGAAGGAAAUGGUUCCGUUGAUAAGGCAUGAACAGAUGCUGGACAUGUUAAUGGAACGAGCCCGUCAAAUAGUACAGGGAUUUGGAAACUUGGAUACCCGCAAUAUGUAUUUAUUCCGUCAUGAGUAUAGUUCACCUACAUUGCUUUAUCCGAUUACUUCGGCCAAUCAAAUUACCCCCGGCUGCAUUCUAGAAAUAAUCCUAGUAGAUAGAACGGAGGCUGCAGUGAUUCCUCAUGUCGUCGAACCGGAAUCCUAUAUGCUCCCAACAUUUUGUGAUUUCUGUGGAGAGUUGCUGACAGGCAUUCUGAGGCAAGGAGUGAAAUGCAAGAAUUGUAAUAGGAACUUCCAUAAAAGAUGCUCGAAUGCGGCAAGAAAUAACUGCGGAGCAGCACCGACGACACCUGGAUCUUCUUCGAGACCUCCGAUGUUACCACCUCUUCCAACUACUCCAACCGGAUUCCCAGUUACUGCAUUGUCUACUCCUUCUGGCCUCCCCCACACCCUAAUCGAACACAGCUACCGCCAAUUCACUGUGUGUAAAGUGUGUGACCACUUACUGGUUGGUCUCAUGAAACAAGGAUUGAAAUGCCGUGAUUGCGGUGUUAAUGUCCAUCGGAAGUGUGCAAUGGAACUGGCUUCGAAUUGUGUUCUCGCCGAGAACGCGAUUUCCAGAGUCAAUUUUGCGGAUUCUGAAGCGGAGGCCGCUUCAUCGUCGGAUAACAUCCCAUUGUUCCGAUUACCGGGUCAAGUAGGGGUGCGUGCCACCGAGAAAAAGAAUCUAGAGGGAUGGAUGAUUCAUUUCAUUCUAUCCGAUCCGGAACGUCGUCUCAAACACUAUUGGAUGAUGCAAGCCAACGCGAUUCAUUUAUAUAAUGAAUAUUCGGAAGGAAUCGGAGUUAAUCCCAAUCGUGUCUACCGUAUCAUCCCUCUUGCCGAAAUUACUUCAGUUGUGCAGAAUAAUGGGAAAUCAGUACUUGCUAAACAUCCUCCACAUUGUUUCGAAAUCAGAACCACAACGAAUACGGUAUUUUGUGUUGGAGAGGACUAUCACGCGUUUUCUGGUGGACCACCAAAAAAGAUACCAAGGAGUAUGAGUGUUCGACCGACUUCUAACACGACUAUGUGGUUUCAGUUCAUAAAAGAGUCCCUCCAACCGCCAUCCCGCAACGAAGACAAUGCAGAGCAAGCGCUCGAAUUCGCGAAUCUUUAUCAAGUGUUGAGUGAUAAAACAUUAGGAAGUGGACAGUUUGGAACAGUAUACUCAGCUAUUCAGAGGCAUUCAGGAAAGGAAGUUGCUGUGAAGGUAAUUUCAAAAGAAAGAUUCUCGAAAAAAGGAAGCGGAGCGGAAUCAAUGAGAGCCGAAGUGGCGAUUCUCCAACAGACAUGUCAUCCAGGAAUCGUCUGUUUAGAGUUCAUGUGUGAGACGAAAGAUAAGAUUUUUGUGGUGAUGGAGAAGAUGAACGGGGAUAUGUUGGAGAUGAUUCUAAGUCAAGAACUCGGUCGCCUCAAUUCCCGUGCCACCAAAUUCCUACUCGUCCAAAUUCUCUGCGCAUUGAAAUAUCUUCAUGAUCAAGGAAUCGCUCAUUGUGACCUGAAACCAGAGAAUGUGUUAUUAUCAGAUAUGGGAUCCAACUUCCCUCAAACCAAGAUUUGUGACUUCGGAUACGCUCGAUUCAUUCCGGAGUCUCAGUUCAGGAAGACUGUAGUGGGGACGCCAGCAUAUCUUCCUCCAGAAGUACUGCAAAGGAAAGGAUACAAUAAAUCAUUGGAUAUGUGGUCGGUUGGAGUUAUCAUUUAUGUGACAUUGUCUGGAACGUUUCCGUUUAAUGAAGGAGAGGAGAUCUCUGAACAAAUUCAAAACGCCUCAUUCAUGUUUCCAACGGAACCAUGGAAUGAAGUGGAACCACAGGCAGUGGAUUUGAUACAGAAGUUGCUGAAAAUCGAAGCCCGAAUGUCAAUAGAAAAGUGUCUAGAGCACGGAUGGCUAAAAGGAGAACAACUUUACAGAGAUUUGAGGGAUCUCGAAGUCAGGUUAAACACCCCAAGAUAUCUAACAAGCCCCCAAGACGAUGUUCUCUAUGGUCCUGCUCCUCCGACCGCGAUUCGUUAG
Caenorhabditis remanei is the source of this 2169-nucleotide messenger RNA. RefSeq lists its product as uncharacterized. Gene Ontology annotation, biological process: protein phosphorylation. Gene Ontology annotation, molecular function: protein serine/threonine kinase activity; ATP binding. NCBI's taxonomy places the organism in Eukaryota, Metazoa, Nematoda, Chromadorea, Rhabditida, Rhabditidae. The record is from RefSeq and is a predicted model, not a curated record. The transcript is spliced from 11 exons. The coding region runs from base 1 to 2169 and encodes 722 amino acids.